AUGGCGCCAAACACAGGAGAUUCUACACUAGACGAUGAAAAGACUACUCAAUUAGAGGGUUCUGCCACAUCAACGACAACAGACCAACAAGAGAUUUGGUCUUCCAUUCUAAAAAGUGCUGCCUCUUCAAAGUUUGUUCCAACUAAAAAUGUAUUAAUACUUGGCGAUAGAGAUUCAGGCAAAUCUAGUCUCAUCAAACAGUUUAAAGGCGAAAACCGGGAAGAAAAAAUCUUACCUAAUGGAGUUACCGCAAAGACUGCUGGUGAUAAUAGCAACAACAAAGAAGAAACUGACACGAAUGAAGUUCACAAAAAAAAUGAUUUGGCGUUAAGCUAUACCUACUUAGACAUUAAGGAUAAGGAUGAAGCUGAAGAUACUAUUGCUCGUCUUGGUCUAUAUCAGCUCGCUGGGAGCCAGCCAGCUUAUCAUUCACUCCUCCGAUUUGUGCUCAAUGUUACAACUUUACCGGACUCGCUCGUGGUAAUUGUUCUUGAUUGGGCCCGUCCUUGGACGUUUGCCGAGACAUUACAGAGAUGGAUUAAGGUUUUAGAGAGUGCAAUACAGAAUGUGAAAGCUGAGGGUCAGAUACCUGGUUCGAAAGAUGGCUGGACUCAAGGCAAAGUGGUUGUUGACGGACUAGUAGAGUCACUUGAACGCUUCAUUCAGAAUUACAAGGAACCCAAGGAACCAAAUGCCGCUAAUACGAAUACUAAUGUUCCUGUUGAUGAUUCUGAUGUUGCAUUACCUUUGGGCCAGGGAACGCUUACACAGAACUUGGGAAUCCCACUGAUUGUUGUCUGUGCAAAGUCUGACCGUCAACAAGAAUUAGGGUACAACGAAGAGACAUUUGUAUUCAUUCAACAAAGCUUACGAACUAUAUGCCUAAAAUAUGGAGCUGCACUUUUCUAUACCAGCGUCAAACAAUCACAAACUUUUAGUGAUCUCCGCCAAUACAUUUUACAUCGGCUUCUCGGGGAAAACUCAUCUUCCAAUGACACUAAAUCAAACUAUGCCUUCACUAAAAAGGCGAACGUUAUUGCACAAGAUAUUGUCAUGGUUCCGGCCGGAUGGGACUCUUGGGGAAAAAUUAAAGUAGUACGAGAUGAAUUUGAUUGCGAGUCUUGGCUAAAAAGCUGGGAUCAUGAUAUGUUGGAAGGACAAUCGCGUGCGCGUAAUGAAGAAGUGGAGGAUGAGACUGAUCUUAGUUUCUUAAAAGAAUAUGAUUCGUUUGUGACUCAUAAGGAUUCUGAUAAGCCUACUAUUCAAAAUUUGAUAGUUGCAGAAGAUGAACAGGAGUUCUUUGAACGUCAUUUCGAUGCUCAACAAAAGGGCAUUAGUGAGCGCUUUACUUCUCCAUCAGUUGUUGGACCUAUGGCUGCUGCUACAUAUGCAUACACUAAUAUUGGAGGUAUUGAUUAUGCGUUGGAGGAACGAAUUGCGCGAUAUAGAUUAACUAAAUCAACUCCUGAACUUAUCACAACGACGAGUCCAGUAGCCCCCAAUGGUGCAGCACAACCACCAUCUCAAAAUGAGGUUAUUGCAAACUUCUUUCAAACGCUGCUCAACAAAAAAAAUUCUACGAAUCCAUCAUUGGGUACUCCGAGUUCUAGCCAAACCUCUCCUGAAAAUUCAUCAGUAAAUCUUACAUUAAUAACAGCUAAAAACCCCACCGUGACAGCAAAUGGACCAUCACGAAAAAUGAUUAAAGAUGAACUAGAUAAAAUUAAAACGCAAACUGCCAGCGCUGUUGGAAAAUAG
Messenger RNA from Ambispora leptoticha, 1758 nucleotides. Lineage: Eukaryota; Fungi; Glomeromycota; Glomeromycetes; Archaeosporales; Ambisporaceae. The record is from the annotation of a GenBank genome assembly.